UCAAACACCAAGGACUCACACAGAGGAUGUUUGGGUUUGGUGCUUCUUCCACCGCCACCGCCACCGCCACAACUUCCACUCGCAUUCUCUGUGCAACCCUUAACUCUCCUUCUUCCCUCACAACUAACCAUCACUUCUCUUCUCAUCUCCUUCCCACAACUUGGGUUCGUUCAUCUUCACUGCGCUUCAGGUGUAUUCCCAUCAAAGCCAUGGCUGAAACUGAAACAGUGUCAGUGCCUAAAACUGCUUCUGCUUCCUUUUCUCCUGGCAGCAAGCAAGCCUUAAUAUCAUUGUCAGACAAGAAGGAUCUCGCAUUUGUUGGGAAUGGGCUCCUGGAAUUAGGAUACACUAUUGUUUCAACUGGAGGAACAGCUGCUGCAUUGGAGGGUGCUGGAGUGGCUGUUACUAAAGUUGAACAACUUACUCAGUUCCCUGAAAUGCUUGAUGGUCGUGUCAAAACUUUGCAUCCUAACAUACAUGGGGGUAUCCUUGCUCGAAGAGACCAAAAACAUCAUAUUGAAGCUCUCAGUACACAUGGUAUUGGUACUUUUGAUGUUGUGGUGGUGAACUUGUACCCAUUUUAUGAUAAAGUUACAUCAACUGGAGGCAUUGAUUUUGAGGAUGGAAUUGAAAAUAUUGACAUUGGUGGUCCAACGAUGAUUAGAGCUGCUGCAAAGAAUCACAAGGAUGUUUUGGUAGUGGUGGAUUCAGAAGAUUACCCUUCCCUUCUGGAAUUUCUUAAAGGAAACCACGAUGAUCAGAAGUUCAGGCUAAAGCUUGCUUGGAAAGCUUUUCAGCAUGUUGCUUCCUAUGACUCUGCAGUAUCUGAGUGGCUGUGGAAGCAGAGUGUGGGAGAUAAAUUUCCUCCGAGCUUGACAGUGCCUCUUUCACUCAAAAGUUCUCUCCGUUAUGGUGAAAAUCCUCAUCAAAAAGCUGCAUUCUAUGUUGACAAAAGACUUUCCGAGGUUAAUGCUGGUGGAAUUGCUACAUCCAUUCAACACCACGGAAAGGAGAUGUCGUAUAAUAACUACUUGGAUGCUGAUGCUGCUUGGAACUGUGUAUGUGAGUUUAGGAACCCCACAUGCGUGGUAGUGAAGCAUACUAAUCCAUGUGGGGUAGCAUCACGUGAUGAUAUUCUCGAAGCCUAUAGACUAGCUGUUAAAGCUGAUCCAGUGAGUGCAUUUGGUGGAAUUGUAGCUUUCAACGUGGAAGUUGAUGAGGCACUUGCUAAAGAAAUUCGAGAAUUUAGAAGCCCAACAGAUGGGGAGACAAGGAUGUUCUAUGAAAUUGUGGUUGCACCGAGCUAUACAUCUAAGGGACUUGAGAUUCUUCGUGGAAAGUCAAAGACUCUAAGGAUUCUUGAGGCAAAAAAGAAUGAAGCAGGAAAGCUUUCACUCAGACAAGUUGGUGGAGGGUGGUUAGCUCAGGAUUCCGAUGACUUAACCCCACAAGAAAUCCAGUUCAGCCUAGUCUCUGAGAAAUCUCCACAGGAUGGUGAGCUUCGUGAUGCGGAGUUUGCGUGGUUGUGCGUGAAGCAUGUCAAAAGCAAUGCUAUUGUGAUAGCUAAGGACAAUUGUAUGUUAGGUAUGGGAAGUGGGCAACCAAACCGUCUGGAGAGUUUAAGAAUAGCAAUGAGGAAAGCUGGAGAUGAUGUUAAAGGAGCAGCCUUGGCUAGUGAUGCCUUCUUUCCAUUUGGAGGUAUUCCCAUUCAACCUUCUCCGGGCACCAUGCCCUCGGGGUACGGCCCGUUUGGGCUAGCCCCUCAUUAUAACAGUGGGUGCACUAAGCUUCGCAACCGGAGAAAGGACGAGACUAAUCCCCCAACCGAAGAUUUUUGGCUUAUCCUCUGGCCCCAAAGAUUUUCCAAGAAACUGCUUGAGGCAGGGUUUGAUCCCUGCAUCAAGCAAUCCCUUGGGAGCUCAGCUGCCAACUGAGCUACCCUUGGGGGUUACGGCUUAAGCUUUUGAGUUGAAAUGGUUAUUUACAAAAUAUUUUGCAAUACAGGAAUUCAUUGUGCAUGCUAUGUUAUAAAGACUUUUGUAGUGGUGGAUGGAAUAGUAACUUUUUUGGUGUAUACGUUCUGACAAGAUCAUAACUAAGACAGAGAUAGAAGACUUUUGUUUUGUUUUGU
This is a messenger RNA of Gastrolobium bilobum, 2131 nucleotides long. RefSeq lists its product as uncharacterized. Gene Ontology annotation, biological process: 'de novo' IMP biosynthetic process. The coding region runs from base 27 to 1934 and encodes 635 amino acids. Gene Ontology annotation, cellular component: cytosol. Gene Ontology annotation, molecular function: IMP cyclohydrolase activity; phosphoribosylaminoimidazolecarboxamide formyltransferase activity. NCBI's taxonomy places the organism in Eukaryota, Viridiplantae, Streptophyta, Magnoliopsida, Fabales, Fabaceae. The record is from RefSeq and is a predicted model, not a curated record. The transcript is spliced from 12 exons.